Cyclospora cayetanensis is the source of this 2055-nucleotide messenger RNA. Its product is annotated as polyglutamine-repeat protein pqn-41. Gene Ontology annotation, molecular function: zinc ion binding. Gene Ontology annotation, biological process: protein import into peroxisome matrix. The record is from RefSeq and is a predicted model, not a curated record. The transcript is spliced from 3 exons. Lineage: Eukaryota; Apicomplexa; Conoidasida; Eucoccidiorida; Eimeriidae. The coding region runs from base 1 to 2055 and encodes 684 amino acids. Gene Ontology annotation, cellular component: peroxisomal membrane.
AUGCCUCCUUCGCCUCGUCCUGGAAGCUCCGUAGGGGCCUUCCAACAGGAGGGCGCUGAGGAAAGUUUUCCGGGGAAUCCCCUUUCGCAAGAGGGGGCCCCAAGGCCCAGGGGGCCCCCCACAGCGGCCCCUCUGCCCCGUCUCGUUGUAUGCCCUCCUAGAAGAGGCGAACUCCUGAAGCCCUUCGGGAGACAGCGGCAAGCCGUAGAACGCCUUUUCCUGAAGCAGGUGAAGCGCCCUAGUCGAAAUCGCGUUAAGGCUCGGAAACUGGAGCUUUCAAGUCAUGACGCCAGCUCCGAACGUCCCUCAAAGGCCCCUCCGGGGGCCUCCCCAGACGACAGCAGUGCUGCGCAUGCCGUCGCCACACCCCCACCGCAAGAAGCGACUUCCCAGGCACGUGCUUCCGCCGCAGCUGCAGCGACUACGGAACAAAGAGCGACAGAGGCGCACCACGCGACUCGAUCAAAUAGGGCAGCCUUGAAUGCCACCCCCCCGGCACAGUCACGAGGACAUGCGAGGGCUUCCCCACUUGGCCGCCCUUCUCUUCCUACCCAACGCGUCAACCAGCUAGAUGCCCUUCGUGUGAACAACGAGGUUGUGCUGCUACUGCAGGAUUUGCUGCUGCACUGUACGCGUGGCGCUGCGCCGUGGCUCCAGCAGCGGCAGCACGAACUGCAGCUGCUGCUGCACCUCUUCCUGUGGGCUGUGUCGACGGCAAGGGACAGGCCUACCCCUGGCGAUUUGCUGCAAAAUGUUAAAUACUGUGGGGGGGAGCAGCUCCAGCAGCAGCGGCUCCAGCGCGAGCAGCAGCGGCUCCAGCAGCUGCAGCGUGAACCCCUUGCUGCUCCUGCUGCCGCAGUCCAGCAGCAGCAACGCGUGCUGCUGCACUUGAUGACGAAGCAGCAACAUGCGUUGCUGCAGCAGCAGCCUCUGCCCUGGACGCAUAAGCUGGGAGUGCUGUUGCUGCAUGUGCUGCUGCCUUACCUGUACCAGCUCCUGCGUCUGCAGCUGCACCUCAAGAGGCAACAGCAGCAAGCAGCCAUUGAGCAAAGAAUCAGACGGUACAACGUUGCCCAGGCCCAGCAUCGGCAGCGCAUGCAACAGCAGCAGGAAGAAGCGCAGCAAACGCUGCACAAGCAGCAGCAGCAGCAGCAGUCGCGGCUGCAGGACGCUGCUGCUGGUGAGGCCGUGGCCUGCUUGACGGCAGCAGAGCAAUCGGUAGAAUUUCUGUACAGGAGCUUGGGGGAUUGGUUGCUAAACCUGGAGAUGAGGCACAUUCAUCCUUCCCUGCGCCGCUCCCUGUCUUUUGAGCUGCUGCAGCAGCAGCUCUACUGGCAGAGCGUUUCCCAUGUGUUGCUUUUGCUGCUGCCCCAUAUCGAUCUGCUGCUUCUGCGGCGCAUGCUCGGACAGAACCUACUGGUCCCCGCUCGCGCUGCAGUGGCAGCGUCGAUGCUGAAGCUGCGGCUGCUUCUGCACAAGCGACAGCAGCCGCAGCAAGGCUCUGGCGCAGAGGAGCACCGCGCUGUUGCCGUUGCGCAGCCCGCGAGGGGCCUGUGCAAAAAAGGAAUGACGCUGCUGAGCAGCACCAAGCAAGCUCUGCAAAGGGUCCUGCAGGAUAUUGGGCUGCAAGUCCACCCCCUUGUAACCGAGACAGAGCAGAAGCAGCAGGCAGAAACGCCACACGAUGCUACGACAGGAUCGAUCUCAGAUACAGCAGCGCGAGAAGAGGUGCGUCUUCUGCAAGCAGGAACCACUGCUGCCCUUCCGCAGCAGCAACUGCUCCCAUGUAUUUUGUUAUUGGUGUGUGGCCUCCCACCCCGACUACCAUCCGAGGGCGUGGCCGUACAUGCAGAGAGACCUGGAGCAGCUUCUGCGCUGCCCCAAGUGCAACUUGGCCAUUCACCGGAUCAGGUGGGGGCUCUAGCGAUGGGCCUGGUGGUAGAAUACGCGCAUCAGCAGGCACGGUAUUGGAUGGAUGCGGCGCGCCUUGCUGUUGCAGCAAAGGCAGCAGCCAGCUACCACUGCGUUACCACUGCAAGGGCAGCGAUACCCUAG